UCCCUUCAACUCAAGCCCGAAAGCUGAAGACUCUUCCCCCCCCCAUCCCUCUCGUUCUCCUCCUACGCCCACCCCCAUCCCUUAAGAUGUUGGCCUUACAUCAACAGCAACAGCAGCAACAGCAGCAGCAGCAGCAGCAGCAACAACCACGAAGCAGAAGCAGCAGUGGCAGUCCCCGACACAUCUCCUCCAGACGAGAGGCCUUUUCCUCGAGGUACGGCGCCGGGAAACCCAGCACUCGCAUGCUGCGAACACGAUCUGGCGAGCGACAGUCCACCACCUUGCGCCGUCUGGUCCAGCGUCGACGGGAUCCCCCUGAUAGUCCCCCUGAUGGCAGCUCCCUGACCCCGGCGACAGUCACCCUCUGCGUAGGCCCGGAGAAGCGGCUCUUCGCCGCUCACAAGGACAUCAUCUGCGUCUCGCCGUUCUUCGCCGCGGUGUGCGCCCGGGCUGCCCGGGCGUCCACCACCACCACCAGGAACAACCCCAUAUACUUGCCUGACGAGCAGCCCGAGAUCCUGUCCUGUAUUCUAGAGUAUCUCUACCGAGGCGACUACUACCCGCGACUGCUUCACAACAAGACCCGGAACACCUGGGAGCUGGAGACGGCUGCUAGCCCUGCGACGGGGAGCAGUGACUCGGAUCCAGAUGGCGCAACCAUCUUUCACUCGGGCCUUGGGGCGGAGAUUCUGCGAGAUACAGCUGUAUACUGCGCAGCCCAGAAAUAUGGCCUGGAAACCCUCAAACGCCUCGCCCUCCGCAAGCAAGGCCUUCACUCAGGCAUAUCGUGCAGCACCAUCCUGACGAGCGCGCGCUACGCCUACGCCCACACCCCUGACACCGAGUCCAAGCUGCGGGCGCAUUAUCUGGCGCUCAUCAUCCGGAGCCGGGCGACGUUCAAGCGCAGCGGCACGAUGCAGAUGGAGAUGGAGCAAGGCGGGAAGCUGUUUUUUGAUUUGUUUGUGGCGAUGUGUAAUCAUAUGGAUGAUUUGACGGGUCCGGCGACGGGUUCGGCUACGGGCUCAUUGGGGAGUAAACUGCAGCAGCUGCAGCAGUCGGCUAGUACCAUUACUUAGCUGCCUUUGUUUUCUGGGAUUAUUUAUUUGCGGGGUAGGGUAGGGGCUAGGUAUGAGAGUUGAUUCGGGACACUAUGGAUCACCCUGCUGGCUUUCAGGGAUGAUGGGUUUCAAGGUCAGGUCGCUGGGGAUUCGUUGGAAGUGCAUGGUUUCGGUUUUUGGUAUGUGGUAUGUCUAGAAUUUGUAUAAUGUGUAUAAAUUAGUUACUGUCUGUACUUCGGCGCGGUUGGAUGC
Messenger RNA from Aspergillus saccharolyticus JOP 1030-1, 1310 nucleotides. Its product is annotated as BTB/POZ domain-containing protein. Gene Ontology annotation, molecular function: protein binding. The transcript is spliced from 4 exons. The record is from RefSeq and is a predicted model, not a curated record. NCBI's taxonomy places the organism in Eukaryota, Fungi, Ascomycota, Eurotiomycetes, Eurotiales, Aspergillaceae. The coding region runs from base 87 to 1076 and encodes 329 amino acids.